AUGGGUUUAACAAAGCAAUAUUUAAGAUAUAUUCCAGGAGGUAAUUUUAAUAUAAUUACGAGUCAUCCAUGCAACACUUGUUUCGUUACAUUGGAAGGACAAGAAGGAAGAUUUAUAGCAGUAGGAGGCUGUGAACAUAUUAUAAUAUGGGACUUACGAUUAGGAGAAAAGGCCCAAAUAUUAUCGGGAGAAAAGGCUGUGGUAACGGCAAUAUGUGCGAGUCCCAACAAACGACAUCUUGCAGCAGGUUACUCGGACGGGAUUGUUCAAAUUUACGAUUUGAAAUCCUCGGAUGUUAUCAGCGUAUUUUCAGGACAUAGAACAGAAGUUACAACGUUAGUUUAUGAUAGUUUCGGACACAAACUAGCAUCAGGAUCUAAAGAUACCGACAUUAUAGUUUGGGAUACAGUCGCAGAAGUAGGUUUGUGUAGACUAACUGGGCAUAAAGGACCUGUUACAAAACUUCAAUUCAUGAAGAAUCAGCAGAUACUUAUCUCUAGUUCGAAGGACACAUUCGUUAAAUUUUGGGAUUUGGACACCCAGCAUUGUUUUAGAACCCUCACCGGUCACCAAACGGAAAUUUGGUCGAUUGCCUUAAUGAAAGAUGACCAGUUUCUAGUAACAGGAUGCGGAGACGCCGAAUUGAGAGUAUACAAACUCUCAUUUAGAGAUCCUGAUAAAGAAAACAAAAACCCUUUAGAAAACCUAACGACUCGAUUAGAAAUAACCUCGCUGGAAGACGAAGAUGACAGUACACACCCGUUACAAUGCAACAAAGCCGGUGCUUUACUCAGAGGCGGAAGAGGCCGAGUGAUAUCCAUGUUCAGCGACGCCAGCGGUCAGAUUCUCGGUUGUCACGGUACCGACGCGCAAAUCGAGCUAUUUCACUUCCUCUACGAUGACGAAGCCCAAACGCGCUUGAAAAAACGCCUGAAAAAAGAGAAAAAGAAGGCCCAGUCGGAGGAAGGCACCGCGGACGAACCGCAGAAUGCGGAGCUUAGUUUGCGCGACGAAGUGAAACGUUUACCAUCGAUCAAACUGAGCGAUAAACCGAAAUGCUUCGAUUUAGUGUUGGGUAACGGCGGAGAGUUGCGCGUCGCUGUCGCUCUUUGUAACAAUUCGAUAGAUCUUUUUACUGCACAGUCGUCGAAGAAGGAUUCGGAACCCCAGAAAUUGAGGUCUAUUUUGAACCAAGGGCAUAGGACGGAGAUCAGAUCGGUGGCUUUCAGCAGCGAUAAUUUAGCUGUGGUUUCUGGAAGUGCAGAGUCCGUUAAAUUGUGGAAUAGACCUUCGCAGGUUUGUCUAAGAACAAUUAACACCGAUUACGUGUUAACGACUGUUUUUGUACCUGGUGAUCGACACGUAUUAGCUGGUUUGAAAAACGGGAAACUUUUAAUCAUAGACAUAUCCAUCGGGGAAAUUUUGGAGGAAAUUCCUGCACACACUACUGAAUUGUGGACAGUUACUCUAACUCCUGAUUUGAGAGGUUUCGUUACUGGCGGUGGCGAUAAUACAGUAAAGUUUUGGCAAUUCGAGCUGAUAACAGACGAAAAAAGCGAAUCCAAAGCUAAAGUUUUAUCCGCUGUACACACAAGAACCUUGAAACUAGAAGAUACUGUGUUAUGCUUAAAAAUAUCUCCUAACGGAAAGUUCAUAGCCGUAGGACUAUUGGAUACUACUGUUAAAAUAUUCUUUGUGGACACAUUAAAGUUCUAUUUGUCUUUAUACGGCCACAAGCUGCCGGUUUUGUGCCUGGACAUAUCGUCGGAUUCCACGUUGAUAGCAACCGGUUCUGCGGAUAGAAACGUGAAAAUUUGGGGAAUGGACUUCGGCGAUUGUCACAAAAGUAUAUUCGCGCACGACGAUUCCGUCACAAGCCUUCAAUUCGUGCCGAAAACCCAUUAUUUUUUCACGUGCGGCAAAGACGGUAAAGUUAAGGAAUGGGACGGUGAUUCGUUCGAAAAGAUUAUAACUCUUCAGGGACAUGUUGGUGAAGCUAGAGCUUUGGCGGUUAGUCCGAACGGUCAGUUUGUUGUAUCUUGUGGUGCUGAUAGGGUAUUAAGGUUGUAUGAAAAGUCGGAUCAAAUACUGGUAUUAGAAGACGAGCAAGAAGAAGAACGAGAACAGCAGGAGGAAUUAGCGACUGGCGAACAGACGGUAAUUCCAGGACAGCCCGGUUUGAAUUUGCCUUCUAAGAAGACGAUCGGUAGUGAGAAAGCGGCGGAAAGUAUUCUCGAAUGUUUGGAAAUAUGCGAAAAAUAUAAAGAACAGUUAGCCGAGCAUGCGGCCCAUCAAGCUGCUUCUAGUCAGACUUUACCUAUUCCGAAUCCACCACCUUUAAUGAUGGCUCUUCAAGUUUCGACUCCUGAUGAUUUUCUAUUGGAAACAUUAAAACGGAUCAGACCUAGCGAUUUGGAGGAAGCGUUACUUAUACUGCCAUUUGCAGCAGUAUGUGAUAUCCUGCAAAGUUUGCCCAAUUUGAUGCUGAGAGGAGACCAAACCGAGCUUGUUUCUAAGAUAUCCUUGUUUUUGUUGAAAUUACAUUACGCUCCUAUAAUCGCCAAUCAAACGCUUCUUGAAACACUCGAGAAGCUAUUGAAAUUCGGCAACGAAAGAGUUAAGGAACUAAGGGAUUUGAUCGGCUACAAUUACUACGGCAUGCAGUUUAUUCAAAGAGAAGUGGAAUCGGCCGAAGGGGUGCAGUUGUUCAGAGAUGCUACAAUUGAACACAAGAAAUCGAACAAAAAGAGAAAGCAGAGGGAGAAAUUAAAACGAUCAAUUAUGGUGUUGAGUUAG
Molecule: messenger RNA, 2796 nt
Organism: Phyllotreta striolata
Lineage: Eukaryota; Metazoa; Arthropoda; Insecta; Coleoptera; Chrysomelidae
Source: the annotation of a GenBank genome assembly